GUCCCUACCCAAGCCAGGGACUAUCCAAGGCCUAUGUUGCUCUCUCUAGGACAUAGUUUUAGUCCCUAGCAAACCUAGGUUCUAUCCACUGGCCUAUGUUCCUCUCAGUAGGACGUAGUUUUAGUAACUACCCAAGCUAGGUUCUAUCCACUGGCCUAUGUUCCUCUCAGUAGGACGUAGUUUUAGUCCCUACCCAAGCUAGGUUCUAUCCAAGGCCAAUGUUGCUCUCACUAGGACGUAGCUUUAGUCCCUAUUAAAGCUAGGUUCUAUCCACUGGCCUAUGUCCUCCUCUCAGUAGGACGUAGUUUUAGUAACUACCCAAGUUAGGUUCUAUCUAAGGCCUGUGUUGCUCUCCAGGAUGUAGUUUUAGUCCCUACCAAAGCUAGGUUCUAUCCACUGGCCUAUGUUCCUCUCAGUAGGAUGUAGUUUUAGUCCCUACCCAAGUUAGGUACUAUCUAAGGCCUAUGUUGCUCUCUAGGAUGUAGUUUUAGUCCCUACCAAAGCUAGGUUCUAUCCACUGGCCUAUGUUCCUCUCAGUAGGACGUAGUUUUAGUCCCUACCCAAGCUAGGUUCUAUCCAAGGCCAAUGUUGCUCUCACUAGGACGUAGCUUUAGUCCCUAUUAAAGCUAGGUUCUAUCCACUGGCCUAUGUCCUCCUCUCAGUAGGACGUAGUUUUAGUAACUACCCAAGUUAGGGUCUAUCUAAGGCCUGUGUUGCUCUCCAGGAUGUAGUUUUAGUCCCUACCAAAGCUAGGUUCUAUCCACUGGCCUAUGUUCCUCUCAGUAGGAUGUAGUUUUAGUCCCUACCCAAGUUAGGUACUAUCUAAGGCCUAUGUUGCUCUCUAGGAUGUAGUUUUAGUCCCUACCCAAGCUAGGUUCUAUCCAAGGGCUAUGUUGCUCUCUCUCGGACGUAGUUUUAGUUCCUACCAAAACUAGGUUCUAUCCACUGGCCUAUGUUCCUCUCUCUCGGAUGUAGUUUUAGUCUCUACCCAAGUUAGGUUCUAUCCAAGGCCUAUGUCCUUCUCUCUCGGACGUAGUUUUAGUCCCUACCAAAGCUUUGUUCUAUUAACUGGCCUAUGUUCCUCUCUCUAGGAUGUCGUUUUAGUCCCUACCCAAGCUAGGUACUAUCCAUGGCCGAUGUUGCUCUCUCUAGGACGUAGUUAUAGUCCCUACCAAAGCUUGGUUCUAUCCACUGGUCUAAGUUCCUCUCUCUGGGACGUAGUUUUAGUCCCUACCCAAACUAGGUACUAUCCAUGGCUGAUUUUGCGCUCUCUAGGACGUAGUUAUAGUCCCUACCAAAGCUGGGUCUAUCCACUGGCCUAUGUUCCUCUCGGUAGGACGUAGUUUUAGUCCCUACCAAAGCUACGUCCUAUCCACUGGCCUAUGUUCCUCUCUCUAGGAUGUAGUUUUAGUCCCUACCCUAGCUAGGGACUAUCCAAGGCCUAUGUUGCUCUCCCUAGGAUGUAGUUUUAGUCCCUACCAAAGCUAGGUUCUAUCCACUGACCUAUUUUCCUCUCAGUAGGACGUAGUUUUAGUUCCUACCCAAGUUAGGUUCCAUCCACUGGUCUAUGUUCCCCUCUGGGACCUAGUUCUAGUCUUUACAUUAGUUCCCAUCCUGUGUUUUUCGUCCCUGGACUUUGGUGCGUAGGGUUGUUCAUCAUGCAUGUUGGGAUGUUGAUGGUAUGAUCCCCCCACUGACCAUCCCACAGUCUGCGUUCACUACAUAUACUUCAGGGUGUUCGUCCGAAACGGAAACCCGCAGUCUGGCUGAGAUGGAAGGUUCCAUCGUGAAGAGCAACACAAGUUUCUACCACAUCCAGAAACUUUUGGAUCGAGGAACCAGCAGCCACGUCUUCAGAUGUAGCAACUUGGGAACGGCAAAGAACAUGGCCCUGAAAGUCCACAAAAACUAUGCCUUAUUUGAAAAUGAGAUCGACAUGCAGGAGAUCGUGAGCGUGCUGGACCCGGAAAAGAAGAGCAUCGUGGAGUUUAUCGAGACGUUUACCUUCAAUGGACACCCUUGUCUGGUCUUUGAGCUGCUGGACACCAGCUUGUUCAGCAUGGUCUACGACAAACGCUGGAAGACCUUCUCGCCCAACGACAUCCGACCCGUUGCCCAGCAGCUGCUGACGGCCUUUGAUGCUCUCAAGAGCAUCGGCGUGAUCCACACGGACCUGAAGUCGGACAACAUCAUGCUGGUCAACCAUGCAAUUCAGCCCUUCAGGGUUAAGCUCAUCGACUUCGGCUUGUCCAUCACCACUUCGGAAGCGCCGCUCAGUUACGGCGUGGCCCUGCAGCCCAUGGGCAACAGGGCACCCGAAGUCGCUCUGGGUCUUCCCUUCGCCGAAGCCAUCGACAUGUGGUCUCUGGGCUGCGUCCUGUCCUUCUUGUACCUCGGCAACUACCUCUUUUUGGCUAACUCCAACUACAACAUGCUGCGCAGCAUGGUUGAGGUCGUAGGACGUAUUCCUGACCAUCUCCUUAGCGCCAGCAAAAACACUCACAAAUAUUUCAAGAGGAGCAACAGAGACAUUGACGGCGAUCACCCAAAGUGGCGACUGAUGACGGAGAAGGAGUACCAGGACAAAACUGGCGUCCGUCCUGAUGCAUUGCCGUGGUCUUUCAAAUGUUUGGACGACCUGAUCAAACUUAACCCGCAGGUGAACGAUCCCAUUGAGUUGGAGGACCGUAAGGCCUUUGUGGACCUCCUCACGUGUCUUCUCCAUAUGGACCCUGAGCGGAGGAUCACCCCUGAGGAGGCUCUUAAGCACCCCUUCCUGACCAUGAGCCACCUGAGUGAGCACCGGAACAGCAGCUUAUAUGUGGCGGAUAGCUUUGACAAGAUGAAAUUCUGCCCAGCCAAUUACUUCCACAAGGACCCCAUUGACCCUAAACCUGACGUUGGUCUUAUCACCGACCCAAAGAACUGGCGGCAAAAGUUCUGUCAACUUUUCAGGACUAAAAAAAGGACAGAAGAACCUGUUCCGCAUGUCAAGCUGAAGACCUGGUUGCAGAACCUUUGUCAGACCAACAGCAGACCUGGUCCGCCGGAAAAAGGUCUCGAAUCCCCUGGUCUAUGUCCACGGCAGCAGUCCAAAAAAACCUGGUGCAAAACAAUCCGGCAUUUCUUUCGAAGGAACCAGAUCGGUCCAGAACUGGAACACCAAAGCCACAUCAAACCUGACCACAACAACCAGACACCGCAAGUUAAAAACGACGGGUCAUCGAAUGUUAAAAAGGACGAGUCACAGAGAGAUAAAAAGGACCAGUCGGCAGCAGCAAAAAAAAGGGCCAAAGUUGACUUGAAGACAACUCGGGUGGCGACUAAAAGGCGCAGGGACAUGACCUUUGACAUGAACUACCUCAACUACCUGCGCUCGGAUGUCAACCAGAAACCCAGAAAGUCCGACACUUUGGAGAACCUCUGACCUCAGCUACCUCUCAGAUGAGAUCACCUUGACCUCGGCUACCUCAUCAUUUGCACAAGCGACCGACGGAACGCCCGAGACUGUUCCGUAGCAGGACUUGUUUCUCAAGGAGCACUUUAUUGGACCAAAGCAAGUUUACCUCAAAGCACAGGUUCUUUGAAUUGAAUACCCAUUGAAUACACAAUGGGUAAAGAACCAGUCUAGCACCUUUAGGACCAAUGUUGUACCAGUUUAUAACCUACACAGUAUUCUAUUAUUAUAUAAUUAUAAUUAGGUGCGGCUCGGUUGGGUCUACAUGGACUCUUAUCUUGGUUCUAAUUGCCGGUUUUAAUGACGCAGAAAGUUCUAGUCCCUGCAGGUGAUGUGACUGGUGUCUGUUGACAGACCUAAGAGCACCGUGGUUGGGCUUCCUACAAGAACCCGACAGAACUUUGGUGUUGGAUAAAUCACAGCUCAUCUUCCUCGCCAACGCGGUUCAAAUAAAUAUUCAUGACCUAUUGAAAUGUACGCACAUCAGCCAGGUGGUAAGCGCACCACAGCAAUUCCGCUUUGUGCCUGUCUCUGCUCUUUGCUCUUCUUUCAGUGUGCCGAUGGACCCAGCAAGCACCGCCACAAUCCUGAGAACCGGACCGUUUGUCAGAAGCAUCGUACUCUGCAAAGGGGAAGUACUCUCAAGUCCACUUUUUUUUUCUAUUUGCAGCUGAUAUUGAUCUACAUUUGGACUAUUAGUACGCAUAAGAUGUAGUUUUAGUCCCUACCCAAGCUAGGUUCUAUCCAAGGCCUAUGUUGCUCUCUCUAGGACGUAGUUUUAGUCCCUACCCAAGCUAGGUUCUAUCCAAGGGCUAUGUUGCUCUCUCUCGGACGUAGUUUUAGUCCCUACCAAAACUAGGUUCUAUCCACUGGCCUAUGUUCCUCUCUCUCGGAUGUAGUUUUAGUCUCUACCCAAGUUAGGUUCUAUCCAAGGCCUAUGUCCUUCUCUCUCGGACGUAGUUUUAGUCCCUACCAAAGCUUUGUUCUAUUAACUGGCCUAUGUUCCUCUCUCUAGGAUGUCGUUUUAGUCCCUACCCAAGCUAGGUACUAUCCAUGGCCGAUGUUGCUCUCUCUAGGACGUAGUUAUAAUUCUCCCGCCCCUUGGUUAUGGCCCUCCUACUCCGAGAUGCGAAUGUUCCAGGUUUUUAGUUAGCCAGUCUUAAGUAGGUCUAAGGACUGAUUCUUCAGUAAUUUUAGACCCUGGUUUUAGCUGGUCCUCAUUUACCACAGAGACAGCGGAGGCAUAGAGGCAAGACCUGCAAAAUUUAGGUACACUUCCGUCCAAAUGAUAAGGUUCCGAUAAAAUGAAAACACUUUUAGCCUAAAUUUGAGGUAAUAUAAAGUACAAAUGAGGCCACAGUUGUCUGUGCAGCUAAAAUCCACAUUUUGCCAAAACGUUCGGCUAAAAUAAGGGACGGGGCGACAUCACCUUCCCAUUUAAGUCAGUAUUAAACAGGGGUCUCAAACUCAAUUUACCUGGGGGCCACUGGAUGCAGAAACUGGGUGAGGCUGGGCCGCGGGAAAAGAUUUCUUUAAAAAUCUAAUAUGCACUUUUUAACAAAAUCACCUUCUUUGAGUGGCUUUCCCGCCCCACGAUCUUUCCGGGAAACACCUCAAAUUCAGUGCACCUCCCAACAAUCUCCCGGUUUUCGCCCGGACAACAACAUCCUUGGCGUGCCGUGUUGCCAUUGCCUUUAGUGUCCUCUACCGUACAGUCUGCCGUCUCGUCUGCUUACCCACCAUUUUUAAUUUUCCUGAAGGAACUCACCUGAAGGAAUCAAUAAAGUACUAUCUAUCUAUCAUACAAAUAGUCACAUUGUAAGGGUCUUCUGCAGACUCACAGAAGUGACUGCAAGACAUACUUGGUCAA
This is a messenger RNA of Nerophis ophidion (straightnose pipefish), 5327 nucleotides long. RefSeq names its product homeodomain-interacting protein kinase 2-like. The record is from RefSeq and is a predicted model, not a curated record. Gene Ontology annotation, biological process: peptidyl-threonine phosphorylation; intrinsic apoptotic signaling pathway in response to DNA damage by p53 class mediator; peptidyl-serine phosphorylation. The transcript is spliced from 8 exons. Gene Ontology annotation, molecular function: protein serine/threonine kinase activity; transcription corepressor activity; protein tyrosine kinase activity. Lineage: Eukaryota; Metazoa; Chordata; Actinopteri; Syngnathiformes; Syngnathidae. Gene Ontology annotation, cellular component: PML body; nucleus; cytoplasm. Bases 1682 to 3427 code for a protein of 581 amino acids.